Molecule: messenger RNA, 1202 nt
Organism: Salvia splendens (bonfire salvia)
Lineage: Eukaryota; Viridiplantae; Streptophyta; Magnoliopsida; Lamiales; Lamiaceae
Product: zinc finger CCCH domain-containing protein 39
Exons: 3
Coding region: 301-1182 (293 amino acids)
Molecular function (GO): mRNA binding; metal ion binding
Source: RefSeq, a predicted model, not a curated record
AUCAUAAAUUUUCUUAUCAAAAUUGGGCAGUUAGGAUUUUGUCGCAAGGGCCCACUAUUAUCCCAGUUUUAAUAAUCCCUCUGUGUUAUUGCAAGGAAACUGUUUUGGGGUUUUAGCUGUCUUAGGGUUUUGGGAUUCCUUCUCCUACUAAUAUUCAUCUCAUUUUCCUCAUUGAUUUAGGUUUUGUGGCGGCGCAUUUCUAUUUUCAUAUUUGUAUAUAUAAUCACUCCUUUUGCUUUGUAAAUAUUAUUUUCACAAAUCAAAGUUUGUUUGAAUUUGAGGGCAUUCACUCGAUCAAGGAUGAGUUUUCCAGAUCCCACACAACCCCUGAAUCCAUUCACAUCACCGCCAUAUUCCGGCAACGCCGCCGCAUACUGGCCGCCGUUCUGGGCCGGCUCUGAGCAACAGCAAAUCCCCCAAUUCAAUCAGUCUAAAAGGCCAAGAGCUUCCGAAAAUCCCCCAAAUUUCCCCCCUUUCCAAGCAAUGAAUCAAACAAACGCUCCGAUCAACAAAGGGACGAGCCACAUUUUCUACAAGACUCGAAUUUGUGCGAAAUUCACGGAGGGGACUUGCAGGAACGGGGACCAGUGCACGUUUGCUCAUGGCGCUGAGGAUCUGCGCGAGCCGCCCCCGAAUUGGCAGGAGAUCAUCCGGGAGAAGGAGAGGGGCGGCGAUGAUCAGAGGUUGAUACAUAGGAUGAAGAUAUGCAAGAAGUUUUACAAUGGCGAGGAGUGUCCUUAUGGGGAUAAAUGCAAUUUCUUGCACGAACGGCCGCCUAAGAAGCUCAAGGUUGAGAUGCCGGGGCAGAGGGAGAGCUCGGCUAUCAGCAUUGGGGUGAUGGGGAGCGUGGGUGAGGUUGAUCAGGUGGCCGGGUGGAAGAUGAGGAUUUGUAGUAGAUGGGAGAUGGGGCAGUGUAACUAUGGGGAAAGAUGCCAUUUUGCUCAUGGUAGCUCAGAUUUGAGAUAUUCCGGUUCGAUUGAUGAGGGAGAAGCGACAAAUGCAGCGAGAAAAGUAGCUUCCGUGUCUCCACUUCCGGCUCCUUGUGGUGCAGCGGUGGCUGUUGCUCCGGUGGAAGAGAAGAGAAUAUCGAAGUGGAAGCUAACGAAGAAGAUUAAUCGCAUUUAUGGCGAUUGGCUCGACAAUCUCACGCCGCCGCACCUCUCGCCGGAGGCUAUGAAUUAGUAAAGUAAAUCAAAUCAUGU